CACGAGUGAAGAGCCGCAAGCAAGAGUCGCACCUAGAACCUCACCACAAUCUUCGGCAGCGUCCCUGCGAUAUCCCUCACGACGGCGUAGUAGACGAUCCACGCGCUCCAGCUCUCCUCUGUCUUACGCUUCGCACGUCUUUUCCGACGGCACGCACCAUUCCAGCUCCAUCUUGCGAUAUGGAUACUGCCGGGAAUGCGGCCAACACGGACCGAGACUGCAAGUCGACCAAGACUCCCGGCCGAUCAUGUGGGUGCCGCAGGUUCAAGCGUAGUACGAACCCACCUACGGCGGCAUGCUCAAUGCACCACGAUACGAGCAACGAACCGUCAUGGUCCCCAUCUACAGCUCCCGAAUCACUGCACCUGGCACACCAAGCUCUCGAGCUAGCCGAAGCUCCAGCAAUCUUCACUUGGAACAAGCAGCCUGCGCACAGCCAGUCAGACCUCGAGCUGGCAGCACCGGUACCAUCAAUACCGACCUUGAGCACGCCGGUGCUUCACCACCCAGCAGCUCAAGCGGCGGCUCCAAGGUCAAGUCGGAGGUUCGACCAGUACCGCUCACCAACGCGCACUACAAACACCGCCAUCACCGAAGCCACCUCGCUCAUAAGCGCUCUGGAAGGGCUGCCGCUGGCAGGGAUCCUGCGAACGCCCGCCGAGGAUCUCCACAUACAAUUGCCGAUCCCGAGAAGUCUUGGCGGAGACACUCCCAGUAGCU
This is a messenger RNA of Baudoinia panamericana UAMH 10762, 720 nucleotides long. RefSeq lists its product as uncharacterized. Bases 332 to 718 code for a protein of 128 amino acids. The record is from RefSeq and is a predicted model, not a curated record. The transcript has a single exon. NCBI's taxonomy places the organism in Eukaryota, Fungi, Ascomycota, Dothideomycetes, Mycosphaerellales, Teratosphaeriaceae.